Messenger RNA from Aspergillus wentii DTO 134E9, 2188 nucleotides. RefSeq names its product putative PB1 domain protein. Lineage: Eukaryota; Fungi; Ascomycota; Eurotiomycetes; Eurotiales; Aspergillaceae. Gene Ontology annotation, molecular function: protein binding. The record is from RefSeq and is a predicted model, not a curated record. The transcript is spliced from 4 exons. The coding region runs from base 370 to 2016 and encodes 548 amino acids.
GACACACAGGACGUCCGGCAUAGCUACUAGUUAGCUGUCGAUAAUCCAGCCCCCCCACAGCAUCGAGUCCCACUUCUACCGUGCAGGGCAUAUUAUUGACCGCAUUGCUUACGGAGUAAUACCCAACCGGUCACCUGCUUUGUGACCGCCGUAUACAUAUAGCAUUGGACUCGUCUCUCGUACCGGGGUUCGCCACUACCGGUCACCUCACUCACUUACGUCGGGCCAUUAUACAGAGUAAGGGACAUAUUCUGAGCCUGGUGCCCUAGGGUGAAUCGGACGGGGAGUCAUAUCGACCCUAUUGCAAUUUAUAUCUCCGACCCCGAUCAAGAUCCCUAGGAGACUCCCUCUUUACAGAAUUUAGGCACAAUGUCCUUGAAACAGGAGAUUGAAACCUGGGUGCAGGCACUCGAAUUCUACGAUAAUGAGGACCUGGAGGAGGCUCUCCGGGUUUUCGGUACUAUUGCCGACACGUCGAAGAUUCUCUUCAACUGUGGAGUCAUCUUUGCUACCCUGGGAGAACAUGAGAGAGCAGUUGAGUACUAUCAGCGUGCCGUCAGCUUAGAUCAGUAUCUCGCAAUUGCGUAUUUUCAGGAGGGUGUUUCCAAUUUCCUUCUUGGCGACUUUGAGGAGGCAUUGGCCAACUUCAACGAUACUUUGCUAUACCUUCGAGGCAAUACAUCUAUCGAUUAUGAACAGCUAGGCCUCAAAUUCCGUCUUUUCUCAUGUGAGGUUCUUUUCAACCGUGGCCUGUGCUAUAUCUAUCUCCGGCAGAUGGGUCCUGGUAUGCAAGAUCUCGAAUUUGCAGCCAAGGAGAAGGUCACGGUGGACCACAGCGUGAUCCACGAUGCGAUUCGAGAAAGGGCCGAGGGCUACACUGUCUUCUCCAUCCCAGUUGGAGUCAUCUAUCGACCGAAUGAGGCUAAGGUCAAGAACUUGAAAACAAAGGAUUACCUAGGCAAAGCGAAACUUGUUGCCGCUGCUGAUAGGAGCAACACGCCUGUGCUCCAAGGAGCCGAUAUCAAACGAGUGAUUGAUCAACAGUCUGCUGAGAGUAUCCCGUAUGGAGCAGCCAACUCAGCCCAAAAAAGCUUGACGACGCGCAGCCGCCAGCAGUCGGAACCACCGCUGAAUCGCAAUUUGUUCCCUCCCACGCCCCCACCCGAUGCGGACAAGUCAAGUACCAAUAGCUCAUCCGGUGGCAGUCUAGGAGUGUCGAGCCGGUCAGCCUCAGUUCGUGCAGCCCGUCCGCCGCGUCUUGAUCUUGAUCGGCCCGGUGCCAACCUGAACAAUCGGGCUGGCACGGAUUCAUUCCCAGGACCAGUUGAAAAGCCGCGAAUUGGAACGACACGAACGGCAUCAGAGCCACGGGGACCACCCGCAAGACAAUUUCAACGAGGGUUUGAUAGUCGUCAAAUGCCGUACCGAGAAAACACUGGUGGCCAUCGAAGAAACAUGAGUGAUACUGGCUUUGCGCCUGUGGCAGAAGAUGGAUACGCAGAAGAGGAGUAUGGUAUUUACAUGCGGCCUCGAUCUAUAGCUGUAGGGAAUAGUGGGAGAAGAGGCCCGACGCGCCACCAUCAAGGGUAUAUUGACGAGGAAGAGGAGUAUGGCAGUGAUGUCUGCGACGAGGACGGUUUCGAUGACGGUGAGUUUGAAAUUGUGGGAGCUUCCCAACGACGUACAAGAUCGCCUCCUCGGCACUCGAGACGCGCCAACUCACGCCGGCCUGAAGUUCGCAAGUUCCGGAUCAAGGUGCACGCUUUCGAAGACACACGAUACAUCAUGAUUGGACCUACCGUCGAGUUUGCUGAAUUCGUGGGAAGAAUCCGCGAGAAGUUUGGUUUUAACUCGCUGUUGAAGAUCAAGAUGCAGGAUGAUGGUGAUAUGAUCACAAUGGUGGACCAGGAAGACCUGGAGUUGCUCUUAAUAUCUGCCAAAGAAGGGGCACGACGGGAAGGGAGCGAAAUGGGCAAGAUGGAGGUAAGGGAUUUUGACCUAUUUCAAAGUGGAUGAGGCUGACAAUUUCUCUCUCAGAUCUGGGUUGAAGAGAGGACGAUGAUUUGAACUCAAGCGUCCGCAGUCUCAUUUUCUCUCUUGGGCAGUUGGUGUUUGGCUUGUCGGUUUUGCAUUGAAUGGUUUUUGGUUGGAGGUUUAUACCCAUAUUUAUGAUUUUGUUCAGCCAUGA